GGUUGAUGACGCAAUCAAAAGGCGACAGAUAAGCGCUGGGCGUAGUGUAAACAAUUCCCCUUGUGCUUGUUUAUCAACAAGGUUUGCUCCGUCAGCAGCUUUUUGGACCGCACCGGGGAGAAGGAAGGUGAUCGGCCAUGCCUCAGCCUCCGGAGGCCGGAGAGGGACAGCAGCAGCAGCAGCUUCCUCUGGUCCGCUCUCUGGUCAGUCAUCUCCCGGCUCAUGUGCUGUUCUGUAACCGCAGCACCCGAACCGUGCAGCUGCUGUGGAUUAAUUUCCGGGGACAACCGGAGUCUUACGGAGUGCUGCAGCCGCGAACGGGCAGGAGGAUGAACACCUUUGUCGGACACCCCUGGAUGUUUCGUGACGCCGAGACAGACGACCAGAUGUUGGUGAAUAAUAAGGAGAUGUAUUUGCCUACUGCGCUGGAAAACGGUCAAGUAUCCGUAGUCAACAUCACACUACCAGUGUUUUCCCUGAGGGAACGCUGUCUGCAGGUGGUACGGAAGCUCGUCCGUAAUGAAGAUUUCCCCCGGUUAGAAAUCGCUCGCAGUCUUCAGGAAGAUCUCGCCCAGAAGCCGAGCAUCGGAUCCGACCUGCGGAGAAUCAGCCAGAGAGUGGAGCAGAGGCUUCUGCAGAACAGAGAGGCACAAAACACUUGAACAUCUCCACCAGCUUUAUUAUUACGGAUAUUCAGUCAUAUUAUUAUUAUUAUAAUCGCUACACCCUCACAAACGUUCGGCCCGGCUGAUUGUAGUAACACAAAACCGGGAAACCGUUUAGACUGCGCUGAUGUUGAUUUUAUAACGGGGUGGAUUUACACCUCUUUAACUGCAGGAAUCUUUUUCAGGGAGUAUUUUUUUAGCUGGAAAGUGGAGGAGGAGGUAAAAGAGACGUAAAAGUUGUGAGACAGAGUGCAGGCAGCAGCGAAAAUACAGUUUAAAAUUUAAAGGUGCGACAUGCGAUUUUGUCCCCCAACUUGUACAAAGAAAGAAAUGUAACAAAAUAAAUAAAGAUUUUAUAUAUAUUUAUAUGAAGUGGUAUAAAAAAAGAACAGAGAUUAGUUUUGUGACACGCCAACAGGUGGCAGCAAAAGGCUGCACGCACAGUCACAGGGAGCACCGACCGUCAUAAGUCCGUGUGCCAAAAGGCAUCGUGUACAUCCAGGUGCUAAUCUGACCACGUGCGUACCCUGUCACGAGCUUCUCGCACGUGAGGGCACUUCCGCACCCACCUUACUCACCAGAUCUGGGUCCUGUGGACUUCAUGAAGAUGAAGUUCCGGCUCAAACGUCGACGUUUUGACACCAUUUCGGAGAUCCGGCGCGAAUCGCAGAAGGCGCUUGAGGGGCUUCGCAGACGUGGCAGGAACGCCGGGAGCACUGUAUUGCUGUGCAAGGGGACUGUUUUGAAGAUGAUGGUAUGGAAAUGUAGACAAAUAAAGAACUUUCCUUUAAA
Silurus meridionalis is the source of this 1457-nucleotide messenger RNA. It is a transcript of the gene vhl, whose product is annotated as von Hippel-Lindau tumor suppressor. Lineage: Eukaryota; Metazoa; Chordata; Actinopteri; Siluriformes; Siluridae. The transcript has 3 exons. The coding region runs from base 138 to 662 and encodes 174 amino acids. The record is from RefSeq and is a predicted model, not a curated record.